CACUAAACACGAUUACCAACCGAAACGGAGCGAGCCAGCAGUCCAAAACUUGAUGCGGUAAAAGAAUGACUGUAAAAGUUGGGUGUGUGUACGUUAAAUAAUAAACAAAAACUUCAGUGCUAGUUUUCGGGAUAUUUUUAUGGAUCCAUAAUAUGAAUGAUUUCGUCAAGCGGUAAUAGGUGUGGACCAAGGGCUGGCCGAUCGCGUUCGGAAUGGAAACGAACAGCAGCAAUCGAGGUUCGACGGGGGCCUUGUCGAGUACCGGGGGCAGCGCUUCAGUCGGCAUGCACCACUCUCUGUCGACGCCGGCAGGCGUAGAUUGCGGCGGCAGCCGAACGCCGCCUGCGACGCCCAAAAAGGGUGGCAAGAUGUUGGCUAUCAGAGUGCAGAUGCUGGACGAUACCGUGACCAUUUUUCAAGUGCAGGCGAAAGCAGUUGGACGAGUAUUAUUCGAACAAGUCUGUAAGCAGUUACACUUAUUAGAAGCUGAUUACUUUGGUCUAGAAUACUCAGAUGAUCAUGGAACGAAGUAUUGGCUGGACCUCCAGAAACCCAUCUCCCGGCAACUGGGCCUGUCGCUGGUCGACCCCCUCCUCUACUUCUGCGUCAAGUUCUACACCCCCGACCCCGCCCAACUGGAAGAAGAGUACACCCGGUACCUGUUCUGUCUUCAAGUGAAAAGGGACCUGUCUCAGGGAAGCAUGCAGUGUAACGAGAACACGGCAGCUCUUAUGGCCAGCUACAUCGUUCAGGCCGAAUGCGGAGACUACGUCGCUGAAGAUUACCCCGACCACACGUACCUUUCCAGUUACAAGUUCGUGCCCCAACAGGACCACGAGAUGGAGAGGAAGAUCAUGGAGAAUCACAAAAAACAUGCGGGCCAGUCGCCUGCAGAAGCGGACCUAAACCUAUUAGAAACAGCGCGCCGAUGCGAACUAUACGGAGUUAAAAUGCACCCUGCCAAAGACCACGAAAACGUGCCGUUGAAUCUGGCCGUAGCUCAUAUGGGCAUCAUAGUUUUUCAAAAUUAUACCAAAAUCAACACGUUUUCAUGGGCGAAAAUUAGGAAAAUAUCCUUCAAACGGAAACGAUUUCUCGUCAAACUUCACCCUGAGGGAUACGGCUAUUAUAAAGACACCGUCGAAUUUUUCUUCGAAGGUAGAAACGAAUGUAAAAAUUUUUGGAAAAAGUGCGUGGAAAAUCACGGGUUUUUCCGAUGUUCCUCAGUCAAACACGUCUCACGGCACAAAACAAGAGUACUAUCGAGAGGUAGUUCUUUUAGGUAUAGCGGUAAAACCCAGAAACAAAUAAUCGAAUUCGUGCGAGACAACUACGUCAAACGUCAAACAUUCCAAAGGUCACAAUCAUUUCGCCAUUCUAGCGCGCACUCGAGCGCCUCCAACAUGCAUUCACAUUCGACAACUGUCGGGAACAGCAUUUCCGCGCAUCCUCUGUUACCUCUCGCUGACACCAACCUGAGCGUGGAAGUGUCCAAACUCUCGGCGUCGCUGGGUUCGAUGGGGGCGCAUGUGGGCCCACGACCGGGUUCUCCGACGACGAAAUCAGCCUCUCGCCACCUCGGCACAGCUACAUCCUGGAGCUCGGUCCCCGACACCAGGCCUUCCACUCUGCCCCCCAAUCAGACGAUGAGCUCUCCCGAGGAGUCUGCGAUCAUGAGCCCAAUCCAUACGAAAGCCACUAUUACCAGCUCUCCGCUCGCCGUCCGCGCAGCUGUUCACAGGGCAGAUACAGAUGAUAGCAAGAAGGAGCUCCUAGAAAGAACCAAAGUCGAAGAUGCUAAAAUACGCGACAACAACAACUUCUACACUUCCACUCCGCUCAGGUCAGCUAACGGCAACGUUUCUGAACUCUCGCUGGCAGCUUCAAACGGCAACUACAGUACCACCAAUACUCUCAAUAGCGACGACAGUCCUUCCAAGGUUUUAGCUAAAGAACAGCUGAUGAACAGUAUCAACGCAAAUACAAUGGUCAAUGGCAACUCAACCAACACUACGACAAUCAUCGCUGAAAUUGAAGGAGAAACAAAGAAAAAGUCGAAACAUGUCGUUGACAAGACCUACUAUAUAGCUAAAGAAAUUUUAAUGACAGAACUGACGUAUAAAAAAGAUUUGGAUGUGAUCAAUGUUUGGUUCAGAGAUGAAGUAGGAAAAGAAGAGCCCGAAGAAUGCCAGAUCCUCUUGUCACUAAUAGCACCUUUGGCCCAGGCGCACGGUCUCCUGGUGAAAGAUCUAGAGAAGAGGCUGAAGAGUUGGGACAUCAAAGGCGGUCCGAGGGCAGUACCUAUGGCGGAAAAAAUUGCUGAUGUCCUUCUGGCCCAUCUUCCGCCACUCUUGCCGAUUUAUGAAGAGUACCUCGAUGGCCAUAUGCUAGUCUUAGAACGUCUCGAUGCAGCUUUCAAACAAAACAACCGCUUCGAGCAGCUAUACCGCGACUUCGAAACUCAAAAAGUAUGUUAUCUUCCGCUCACCACGUUCGUCCUGAAACCUCUCCACAGGCUGCUCCAGUAUCAGUCCCUCUUAAAACGGCUUCUUAAUUACUACGACGAAAACCACCCCGAUAGAACCGACUGUAGAACCGCCAUAGAUACGUUGAAAGACUUGAUGCUGCCAGUUUCGGAAACUCUUGAACAAUCCAAGAACCUUGCGACGUUGUGCGAGCUGCAAAGAGAUAUAGUCGGAUUUGACAAUCUGGUACAACCUGGAAGAACAUUCAUCAGGCACGGGUGUCUCUUGAAGCAUUCGCGAAAGGGCUAUCAACAACGAAUGUUCUUUUUGUUCUCCGAUAUUUUAUUAUACACAUCACGAUCGCAAGCUACUCUGCAGUUCAAAGUCCACGGUCACAUGCCCCUCAGGGGAGUACUGAUAGAAGAACCUGACGGCGAUUUGAUGUUCAACGGUUUGAUCAUUUACGGCGGCAAUAGAGCACUAACUGUAGCCGCUAAUUCGUUGGAAGAGAAGGAGAAAUGGAAGACGGACCUCCAACGUGCCAUACAGAUGGCCAGAGAUAAAUCCGAUACGAAAAUCACGUAUUUGAGUCUUAAAAGUUGUAGUUCUUCGGACGAGCAUAUAGAUCAGGUUGGCAACAAUGACGUUGGUACUCAGACUAAACCACAGGCGCAGAGAAGCAACACCACGGUACACGUGUGCUGGCAUAGGAGCACCAGUAUUAGCAUGAAAGACGAGUUAUUGGCUGUGGAGAAUCAACUCUCCGGUUAUCUUUUAAGGAAAUUUAAAAGCAGCAAUGGUUGGCAGAAACUCUGGGUGGUAUUCACGUCCUUCUGUCUGUUCUUCUACAAAGGUUGCAUCGACGAUUUUCCCCUAGCAUCGCUGCCCCUGCUGGGGUACACCAUCAGCCCCCCUUUGCGAGAAGAUAUGAUUUCGAAGGACUAUGUGUUUAAGCUGCAAUAUAAGAAUCACGUGUAUUUCUUCAGGGCGGAAUCAGAGUACACGUAUAAUAGAUGGAUGGAGGUGAUUGGUAGCGCCACUCAAAUCAGGAAGAGGAAGGCAGCAGUAGUAAACGAAAACCAAAUUGAAACUUCUUCAGAGAAGUAGAGCUCAAGGAUAUUACUUAAUAUUUGUUUUGAUAUUAUUUACAAAAAAAACUUCCUGAAAAACAGCAAAAUCAGUUUAUAUCAUACGCCAAACCUGGUGAACAUGUAGAAAUUUAUAAGAUGUAGAUAUCAUACCAUUUUGUAGUAUUUUUUUUUUUAUAAAUGGGGGCAAUGGGACGUAAACAAUUUAGAAGGAAAAAUAGUUUAAAACUUACAUAUAAGUAAAAACUUCGAUUUGUAUACUGGUAUAAAAAUUUAUUAAAACUUUUAAAAAGUCAUCCAACUGUAGUAAAACAGAACGUUUUCGAUCUAAUAGCAGAUCAUCCUCAGUGCCUAGAAUGAAGUAUUUCCACGUUAGAAUGAGUGCAAAAGGUUAAAAUUGUGAGUGUUAAUAAAAAGCAUGUGGUAAAUACGUAUACAAAUCGAAAUUUUUAACUUCUGUGUAAGUUUUAUAACUAUGGUAUACAGUCAGCUAGUGGGAUUUUGCUUUUAAUUUGAAAAAAUAGUGUGUAUAACGAUUGUUCACCUGGUUUAACGUUGUCUGUACCAUGUAAAAUGCAUCAGCCAUAUUAUAUUUUUUUUUAAUUUUAACACUUUUACAUGAAAUAUUUUAAAAUUUGCUGUGAAAAACGAAUUUACUAGUAUCGUUAAUGUCUAAUUGAUAUUUUUAGCCUUUUUAUUGGCCUGAAAAUGAUAUUUUAGAAAUCGUUCAGGAUCGGUCUUCCACAUUCAGUAUUUAAUAAAGCAAUUUUUAGACUUUUUAUAAUAAGAACUGACCUGUACAUUCCAUAAAACGUUGAAUUUUUAUUAUUAAUUUCAGGAAAACGCCAGCAGCGACAUCUACUAAUAUUCCAGCGAGCGCGCCCUUUAAUAUCACAUGAACGGGUGCGUGUCGUAAAUUUUACGUCUUUUGUAAAUAAUGUUUUCUUUAAAUAAAUCUUGGUAAAUUGUUACAAGAGUAUAAAAAAUUAUAUUUUAGUAUACUUUAAACUAAUAUUUUUUUUUAUAUUUGUUUGCAAAAAAAUCAAACAAAACUUUAAAAAUAUAGUUUUUUAAAAGAAUCUGACUCUAAGGUUAAAGAAAAAUAUCUUAAUUCAUAAACCAUGAAAUUUUGAACGCCAUAGAAUUAAAACAAAUAUAGUAGUAAUAGAAAAUUCCCGUAGAUGUCGCUGUUGGCGUUUCUUAAGGACUAAAACUCACACGAUAUUAUUUAUAAAUAUUAAUUUUCUAUUCCUUCCAGCUGUGUAACAAAGUGCCUGUCUAAAAAAUAAUACAGCUACUAACUUUUACAAUAUUUUUAAAUACGAUUAAAAUAUAAGUGUGAUUUUUUACGGAGCAGCUACAAAUGUUUAUAAUUUAUUAAUAAAAAAAAAAUUAAAAUUUGCAUUUAAUUUAGAUAAAAUAUUUAUGACCUACUUUUUUAACACAUUAUAAAAAUAUGUUAAAAAAAUUUUCAGGGCUUAAAUUUACUUGGUCCCACACAUCGUGUCAGAAUUUUUUGAAUAUAUGCAAUCAGAAAAAAUAUAAAAGGAAAAUGAGGGACUGAUAAUUUUAGACCCUUUUUCCAAAUUUCUUCAAGCUAUCUGUCCAUGUGAAAACUACGAUAGAGACCAAAACAGAAUAAGAAGAGGCUAAUAUAUAAAGAAGGGAACAUGAAUGUAAGGAAAAGUGAAGAAAUUGUAUAGCAAGUAUUGGAAGAAUAAAAAGAUGGAGUAGAAAAUAGUAAAAUUAUUACUAAACUGUUUUAUAUUUGCCAGAUCGAAAGAUUAUACAAAAUACUAUUUUAUAUUGAUAUAUUAUUAGGAAAAUGUAAAAGUAAACUGAGUGACUGAUAAUUUUAGACUCUUUAGCGAAAUUUCUCCAAAUUAUCUGUUCAUGUGAAGAAAAAUCAGCGUGAAAACUAAGAUCGAGGCGAAAACGGAAUAAGAAGAAGCUAACUAAUGACGAAGAGAAGAUGAAUGGAAGGGAAAAUUUAGAGAAUUGUAUAGCAAGUAUUGAAGGACUAAAAAGACGGAGUGGAAAAGGGUAAAAAUAUUACUAAACUCUUUUAUAUUUGAUAGAUCGAAAUAUUACACAACAUACUACUUUAUAUUGAUAAUAAAUUAGGAAAUGAAAUGCUUACACAUUUUAUUUACAUAUAACUAUGAGUAUUCUCACGAAUGAUUGUAUAAUAAUUAAUUUUUCUUUUAUUUUAACGCAUUUUUAUUAAUUUUUUUCUGCAUUUUGUUUUAUCCAGUGUUGGGAAAAAGUUAAUUUCAGCCCGAAAUACAAACGAUUCGACGAGAUCGCCGCAAAAUAUUUAUAUCUAUUUGAUCCCAAGAGUAUUAAAGAAGAAAACUAUGCGUAGCUUUUUUAAAUCCAUUCCUGUAUAGACCUAGAUCCUGCGUACCAAAAAAAGUUGAUUAAUAGCAAGCUGAAAAUUUGUUAAUAGCUUAACGGUGUCUAGUCGGACAAACUUUGAUGUACUGGAACAGGGGAAGUUUUAAUUUUGGAACGUCAGAUUACGAAAACGCCCCACGUAUUUUGUCGGACAAAACUUCCAAUUGAUUUGUUAGCGUUUCAUUAAACUCUCAUGCAAAAAUUAGACUGCUAUUUAUCACCGAUAUAAUUCCUGUCAUUUGACAUGUUCUUCGUGUUCCACUCAUUAAAAUACCCAGUUGGUGAUAAACAUCAGUCUGAUUUUUGCAUGAGAGUUUAAUGAAAUGAUAACAAAUCAAUUGGAAGUUCUGUCCGACAAAAUACAUGGAACGCUUUCGUAGUCGGACGUUCCAAAUUUUUAACCUGUUCCACAAUUAAAACGUCCCCUGUUCCAGUGUUCCCAUACAUCAAAGUUUGCCCGACUAGACACCGUUAAGCUAUUAACAAAUUUUCAGCGUGCUAUUAAUCAACUUUUUUUGGUACGCGGGAUUCAGGUUUAGUAUCCUUCGUGCCUUCGAAAUUUUUUAGAAUUUUUGUAAAUAUGUAUAAUAGGAGGGAAUCCACUGUACUUUUUUGUGACUUAUUGAACUAAGAGGCAGCUGAGUGAUUUUAUUUUAUUUUAUUUGUGAGAGAAUAUUGAAUAUAUUUAUCGAUUAAUGUAAUAAUUUUAAACUUAUUGUAAUUUUAAUUGUUAUUUUAUUUAAACAAAAUAAAAUGGUUUAUUAAAAGUGA
Molecule: messenger RNA, 6721 nt
Organism: Diabrotica virgifera virgifera (western corn rootworm)
Lineage: Eukaryota; Metazoa; Arthropoda; Insecta; Coleoptera; Chrysomelidae
Product: FERM, ARHGEF and pleckstrin domain-containing protein 2-like
Exons: 17
Coding region: 213-3572 (1119 amino acids)
Cellular component (GO): cytoskeleton
Molecular function (GO): guanyl-nucleotide exchange factor activity; cytoskeletal protein binding
Source: RefSeq, a predicted model, not a curated record